Messenger RNA from Cotesia congregata, 2865 nucleotides. The record is from the annotation of a GenBank genome assembly. Lineage: Eukaryota; Metazoa; Arthropoda; Insecta; Hymenoptera; Braconidae.
AUGACUUCGAUGUUUGAUCAAUAUGAAAGAGCAUCCCAAAGAUCCAAGCCGUCUGGAUCGGAUCUUAUGAAACCCGAUAUUAGUACGGCUGGGUUUAUCCAAAUGAAAUUACAAGAUGAAGAACCCAUUUUUACGAGACAAAGGGUUAACUUUAAACCACCUGAUAAUAUUUUGCAUUUAGCAGUUAGUAGUAAUUUUAUCAUGAUUGCUAUGGCUAACAAUAUCAUAUUGAGAAUAGAUGUCAAAUCUCCUGAUAAAAAAGAAGAAAUUGAUAUAUCAAAAUAUGUUACGAAUAUGAAAUUAUCUGGAUUAUAUCUAGAUCCAUUGGGUAAUCAUUUGCUUAUUACUAUUGUUUCUAAAAAUGGUGACAGUCCUCCAGCGGAUUUAUUUUAUUUACAUAGAACUUCGACUAAGUUAAAGCAGGCUGGAAAAUUUCGAGGUCAUGAAAUAACAGCAGUAGCGUGGAAUUUUGCUAAUACAUCUGCAACAACAUCUGGUCCUAUUUUAUUGGGUACAUCGAAAGGUUUAAUUUUUGAAACUGAAAUCGGUUUAGAUGGGGAUAAAAUAUUCAAUACCAGCUUGGAACAGUACUGGAAACAGCUUCCUAAUUAUUUGCCUCUUUAUGCCAGUAAGGAAGUAGAUGGAUUGGUGUUCGACAUUGGUGAAGAAAGUAAACCCCCUAUUACUGGUCUAGCAUUUCAUAAAGUACCGUAUUCUGAUAAAUAUAUUAUAAUAGUGACAACUCUUAUUAGAAUUUAUCAGUAUAUGGGUACAAUAUCAAAUCCUCAAGAAAAACCACUUCUUCAACAAAUAUUUAGUAAAUAUCUUAAUAUUAAAGAACGUUUCAAUCAGUUAGAAAACUCAUUGCCUUAUUCGCGAAUGCAGUUUUAUUAUCCAGGAUCAAAAGGCAUACCAUCAUCAUUUGGUUGGCUAACAGAAACCGGAAUUUUAUAUGCAGAAAUAGAUCCUAAAAAUGAUCCAGAUAAUGUUUUAGUAAAUCAAGAAAUGAUAUGUUGUCCUGAAACUAGCUUAAGUGGAAGUACAGUUUCACGAACGUCAGUUGCACCGAUUAACUUCGUUUUAACUAAAUUUCAUGCUUUGCUACUCUAUAGCGAUCAUGUCAAAGGUAUUUCGUUAUUAAAUCAAGAACUUAUAUUUGAAGAUAUUUAUAAUGACGCAUUUGGGAAAUUAGUCAAUAUUACUAAAGAUCCCAUAACUGGUUCGAUUUGGGCCUAUACUGAACGUGCUUUAUUUAAAUAUAAAGUUACUAAAGAAGAAAGAAAUGUAUGGCAGAUUUAUAUGGACAAAAGUGAAUUCGGUCUCGCAAAGCAGUAUUGUAAAGAUAAUCCAGCUCAUGUUGAUCAAGUACUUGUCAAAGAAGCUGAAAUGUUAUUUAAAAAUAAAGAAUUUGAAAAAAGUGCAAUGAUUUAUGCUGAUACUCAUUCCUCAUUUGAAGCAAUAUCAUUGAAAUUUUUACAAGAAUCACAAAUUGAGGCAUUGAAAACAUUUUUAAAGAAGAAAUUGGAAGGUUUAAGACCCCAAGAUAAAACCCAAAUAACAAUGAUUGUUGUGUGGCUAGUUGAAUUAUUUAUGUAUCAAAUGGGAAAAUUAAGGAGUAAUUUAAUAUCUCACAACCAUAAUUCAAAUCUAAUAGAAUUACAAAAACAAUUUGACAGUUUUUUAUGCACACCUACUGUUGAAGAUUGUAUUAAAAAAAAUUUUAGUACUAUUUAUAAGUUAAUGGCUAGUCACGGUGAUAAAGAUAAUUUAAUUCGUUUAACUAUAAUGCACAAGAAUUACGAAGAAGUGAUUCGUCAACAUAUUUAUAAAAAUAAUUAUUUAGAAGCUCUUGAAGUUCUAAAAAGUCAAGGGAAUAAAAAUCUUUUUUAUCAAUUUUCUGGAAUAUUAGUACAAGAGUUACCUAAACCAACAAUCGCAGCUCUUAUUUCUCAAGGUGUGCAAUUACAGCCAUCAAAAAUUUUACCUGCAUUAGUAUCGUGUGACAGCGACGAGAGACAUGCGAAAGAAGUCAUUAAAUACUUGGAGUUUUGUGUAUAUAAGCAAAGUUGCCCAGAUCAAGCAGUUCACAAUUUCCUGUUGUCAUUAUAUGCUAGAUAUAAACAGGAUGAAGUGAUGCGUUAUAUUGGAUCACAAGGCCAAGAUAUAACUAUGGUACAUUAUGAUGUCCACUAUGCACUACGUCUUUGUCAAGAAGCUGGUUUGACAGAAGCUUGCGUGCAACUGUCAGCUCUUCUUGGUUUAUGGACUACAGCUGUUGAUUUGGCAUUGACUAUUAACGUUGAUUUAGCUAAGCAAGUUGCUGCAAUGCCAUCUCAUCAUGAUAAUGAAUUGAAGAAAAAAUUAUGGUUAAAAAUAGCGGAACAUGUUGUACGAGAACGAAAUGAUAUCCAACAAGCAAUGGAAUUUCUUCAACAGUGUGAUUUAGUUCGAAUUGAAGAUAUUUUACCAUUUUUCUCUGAUUUUGUAACAAUUGAUCAUUUUAAAGAUGCAAUUUGUAAUUCUCUACAAGAAUACAAUCAACAUAUUCAAGAUCUUAAAGAGGAAAUGCAAGAAGCUACUAAAUCUGCUGAAAUAAUUAGAAAAGAUAUCCAAGCAUUUCGAACUAGAUGUACUUUUAUACACGUGAGAGAUACAUGUAAUUCAUGUCAAGUUCAGUUAUUAUUGAGACCUUUUUAUGUUUUUCCAUGCGGUCAUAGAUUUCAUAAUGAUUGUUUGAUUUCCGUAUUAACACCACUAUUAACGACUGAGCAACAAAUGAAAUUGACAGAUCUCCAACGUCAAUUGACGAUGUUGUCAAAGAAACCUGAAGAUACUACAUCAGUCGGGUCCUUUGAUGUACGAUAA